Molecule: messenger RNA, 1565 nt
Organism: Megalobrama amblycephala (Wuchang bream)
Lineage: Eukaryota; Metazoa; Chordata; Actinopteri; Cypriniformes; Xenocyprididae
Gene: morn4
Product: MORN repeat containing 4
Exons: 5
Coding region: 154-594 (146 amino acids)
Source: RefSeq, a predicted model, not a curated record
GAUCUUCAAGGGGAGAGAGAUUCAGAGAGAGAGGAACCGUAAGACCGGUGACUGCAAGCCAGAACCCGAUUCUCUUUCUGCAAACCCGCUGAACAAAGCGAAGGGUGUUCAUGCUUUUGAGACUGCACAGAAACAGAACAGCUUGGUGGAGGUAUGACUUUAACCAGGGGCUCCUUCACUUAUUCCAGUGGAGAAGAAUAUACCGGAGAAUGGAAGGAAGGUCGGAGGCACGGUAAAGGUGAGCUGAAGUUUGCUGAUGGCACCUGUUAUAAAGGUCACUUUGAGAAUGGCCUGUUCCACGGAUCAGGGGUGUUAGUCUUUCCCGAUGGAUCCAGGUACGAAGGUGAAUUUGCCCAGGGAAAAUUCCAAGGUGUCGGAAUCUUCAGCAGGUUUGACGGGAUGAAAUUUGAAGGCGAAUUUAAAAGUGGCCGUGUAGAAGGACAUGGGCUGCUGACUUUCCCAGAUGGUUCCCAUGGUGCUCCACGGAAUGAAGGCGUGUUUGAGAACAACAAGCUUCUGAAACGUGAAAAGUGUCAGGCUGUGGUGCAGAGAGCCAAGAACUCAGCAUCCACUGCCCGCGGCCUCUCUGUAUGACAAACUGACCUCAGUGAGAGCACCCCUAACUCAGGCCCCCCCGAGCAUUUUAAGGAUUGUACAGUCACAAGUAAAGCGAGCAAAGCCGAUUGCGGAUCUGCGUUCAGGGGUGAUCUCUGCCUUCACCACACCACGGAGCUCCAAAAUAUGUGAGACUCAUCAGACCCUCAGGGAUGGAUGAAAGCUUUUCCAUUCCCCACGUCUCUAUUUCACUCAUAUUGUUGCUCUGCCUUGGUUUCCUCUGUGGCUUAAAACAUCACAAAAUUAUGGACGUUUGUUAUGGAGGCAUGGAUGAACUCUAGUCACUUCCUAGGCACUGCAGGUACAGAAGUGUGGUCAGAUGAAGGUGUUUUUGGUAAAUGAACUCAAUUUGCCUUCGUGAGUCUGCGAUUGUAUCACUUACAGUAUGUUUGACUUUACCUUUACUAUUGUAGCUGUUUGUGUUACAAAUCAACAUUUUCUUCAUUGCACAUUUGCCUUAGUUAUUGCAUUAAAUGUCAGUAUUGAUGGAUUCAAAUCUUUCUUGUUACCGAUGUGCAACAGCGGUGAGGAAAAAUUUUCAGCAACUUGUCUUAUUUUAUUAUUUAUUUGUUAAUUUGAUUAAUUUAAAAUGAGAACAUAUGAUUUACUAACACAUUAGGAUAUUGUGAAAUAAUGGUUUUAGUUAUACUGCUCAUGUACAUUACAGAAAACUUUUUGAAUUAUUAUUUAAAAUGUAUUGGGUCACUGGGCAGAUAUACAUUCACUUCAAAUGUUUGAUGACUGAUUUAUGUGUGUUUACUAUGUUUUCCGAACUGACUGCUAAUAGUUCACUGUUCUCAUCAUCUGCAGUGUCAGACAGAAGCCUUAGUCACCAUCAUCUAAAAUAUACUGACACCAAAAAUAAUUUUGCACUGUUAUUUAUUUGAACAGAGAAUCAAAAGACUGACAUGAAAAAUAAAGUGAAAUAAAAGUCAGAAAACACCACCUGA